AUGGCCAAACCGCUACUGCCAACGGAGUCCAAUCCGACAAGUAUGGUCGCCUUUGAUACCUCACCAUCUGUCAACCCUGCUGAUGACCGGGGCCGCAGUCAAGCGAAGAAGGCGCUCAACGUAGACUCCCCAAGUUUUACACCCUCACACCUUUCGCCAAAUGUGCCUGCAGGUGGUGCUGUGACGACACCUAAGAAGCUGCCGUCAAUAUCCCCUAAAGCGGCGAGUGCGGCACCUUUCAUGCCGAAAGCCAUCAUCUCAAGGUCGAGUAAUGCUACUCCUUUUCGUCAGGACUCCCGAACGCCAGACUGGCACGUCUCCGAGGUGCAAGAGUUCAUCCCAAGGAGCAAUCUUCUGAUAUUCUCGGCUCAGGGUAGCGAAGAUGCAACAGCCCACGCAUACGAACCCCUGCCUCCUGCACCUCAGCCUAACCCGUACCUUGACGCUUCUCUGAACGGAACGACCUUCUAUCAGAACGCGCCGGCUUUUCAGCAACCCGUCCUAUACCAUCAUUAUGCACCCAUCGGACCAUAUCCGAGCAACCUUCUCCCAUACCAAAAGACCGUCCACGACUUGUUCAUUCCCAAUGACUUGCGCGAAGAGAUCCACAAGAAGAAUGCCGCUGCACUGCAGACCCUGCCGAAUUCUCAGCUCCCAACGCAUAUUGAAAACUACCACUCUUUAGUACCGCUUGACACGAAUCAUCACAAAGGCUCGACCAUCUUCGGCGGCUACAACUCCUGGGUUUACAAGGCCCAGUCUUCACAGAACGGCCAGUUUUACGUGAUCCGUCGAAUCGAGGGCUUCCGGCUGACGAACGAGUUAUCGAUUCGGACUGUACAAUCAUGGAAACACAUCUCGAGCGCCAGCGUGGUGAAGAUUAUCGAUGGCUUCACAAACCGCAAUUUUGGAGACAGCUCGUUGAUCAUCGUGACUGACUACCACCCCCUUUCUAAAACCCUCGCGGAACAACAUCAUCUUGGCCAAAAUCGGCAUAUAAGACCACGUAACACGAGUUUGGAUCAGGUAUCAGAGUCGACGAUGUGGGCUUACGUGACGCAGAUUGCGUCUGGAUUGAAGACAAUCCACAACAGUGGACUGGCCGCGAGGGUGAUCGAUACCACGAAGCUUUUGGUAACGGGCAAAAAUCGCGUCAGACUAAACGGUUGCGCUGUGCUGGAUGUGAUUCACCACGAAACGCAGGCCCCACUGAUCCAGCUUCAACGGCAGGACCUGGUCAACUUUGGCCUGGUAAUAUUAUCGCUUGGGUCGAACAUGCCAGAUGCUGGCAACAACUUCGCUCGGGCAAUGGACCAGUUCAAACGAUUUUACAAGCCUGACCUGCAAACAGCGGUGGUCUGGCUGUACAGCGUGAUGCAAACACAGGAGAAGACAAUAGAUCAAUUCGUCAAUCUGAUCUCUGGUCAGAUGAUCACUGCCUUUGACGGCGCUUUACACAACGACGACGUUAUCCACAGCGAGUUCAGUCGGGAGGUGGAGAAUGGGCGCCUUUUUCGGUUAAUGGCGAAACUGAACUCUAUCAAUGAGCGACCGGAGUUCGAACAUGACAGACAAUGGUCCGAGAAUGGCGAGCGAUACUUCCUCAAGCUAUUCCGGGACUACGUCUUUCACCAAGUGGAUGCUCAAGGUCGACCAGUGGUUGACUUGGGCCAUAUCUUGACGUGUCUGAACAAAUUGGACACUGGAACUGACGAGCGAGUGACUUUGGUCAGCCGUGAUGAGCAAAGUGUUUUUGUGGUCAGUUACAAGGAGCUGAAGAAAGGCGUAGAGUCAGCGUUUCAGGAUCUCACCAAGGGAGGCCGUAGAUUGCACUAG
Messenger RNA from Cyphellophora europaea CBS 101466, 1836 nucleotides. RefSeq lists its product as uncharacterized. Gene Ontology annotation, biological process: mRNA processing; protein phosphorylation; nuclear-transcribed mRNA poly(A) tail shortening. NCBI's taxonomy places the organism in Eukaryota, Fungi, Ascomycota, Eurotiomycetes, Chaetothyriales, Cyphellophoraceae. Gene Ontology annotation, molecular function: poly(A) binding; ATP binding; protein kinase activity. The transcript has 3 exons. The coding region runs from base 1 to 1836 and encodes 611 amino acids. The record is from RefSeq and is a predicted model, not a curated record. Gene Ontology annotation, cellular component: PAN complex; P-body.